Messenger RNA from Leptomonas pyrrhocoris, 2196 nucleotides. Its product is annotated as putative mitochondrial bifunctional aminoacyl-tRNA synthetase. Gene Ontology annotation, molecular function: proline-tRNA ligase activity; ATP binding; aminoacyl-tRNA deacylase activity. NCBI's taxonomy places the organism in Eukaryota, Euglenozoa, Kinetoplastea, Trypanosomatida, Trypanosomatidae. The coding region runs from base 1 to 2196 and encodes 731 amino acids. The record is from RefSeq and is a predicted model, not a curated record. The transcript has a single exon. Gene Ontology annotation, cellular component: aminoacyl-tRNA synthetase multienzyme complex; cytoplasm. Gene Ontology annotation, biological process: prolyl-tRNA aminoacylation.
AUGUCCGUUGACAAUUGCAAAGGCGAGGCCGCGCUUCUGGCGGUGCUGAAGGAGCUGCAUAUGGAGCUGCCCACCAUCCAGCACGAGGAGAAGCACACCGUAGAGGCGGCAAACAAGGAGCUGGAGCGCUUUGGGACUCCCUGCGUGGGCACCAAAAACAUGUUUUUGAAGAGCAAGAAAGGUGAACUGGUACUGCUGAACGCGAUUCACACCACCAAGACGGAUAUGAAGCAGGUGCAGAAGGCAGCGGGCACCAAGGAUCUCCGCUUUGCGCCGGAGGAGUGCUUGGGCGAGAAUCUUGCCGUGGUGCAGGGCUCCGUGACUCCUUUUGCGCUCGUCAACAACCUCGACAAGCGCAACAUCACGGUGCUGCUGGACAAAAACCUGCGGGACUCGCCCAUCCCCUUCGUUCUUCACCCCUGUCGCAACGACAAGAGCUGUUUGGUGGUGUGGGACCAACUCAUACAGUUCAUGGACAAGAUCGGAUACCCUUACAAGGUGGUGGACUUCAGCACCGAGACGCCGGGUGUGGAGGCCGCAGGGGCCUCUGCGACUCAGAAGGCGAAGCCGGAAGCCCCCAAAACGGAGAAGACGAAGCAGCACACGGACCCUGCUCCCAAGAAGGCUGCUGCCGCUCCCGCUGCCGCUGCUUCCGGUGAGACGAAGCUCGGCAUUGCGGUGAGGCGGGAGGACAACUUCUCUGCGUGGUACAUCGACGUGAUCACCAAGGCGGAGAUGAUCGAGUACUACGACGUGUCGGGGUGCUACAUCAUCCGCCCGUGGGCCUUCUACGUGUGGAAGUGCGUGCAGCGCUUCCUGGGCGACAGGAUCGAGCGCAUGGGCGUGGAGGACUGCUACUUUCCGAUGUUUGUGUCGCGCAACUGCCUGGAGCGUGAGAAGGAGCACAUCGAGGGCUUCGCGCCGGAGGUUGCGUGGGUGACGCGCGCGGGCGACACGGAUCUGGAGCAGCCGGUGGCGGUGCGUCCGACGAGCGAGACGGUGAUGUACCCGUACUACGCGAAGUGGAUCCGCUCGCACCGCGACCUGCCGGUGCGGCUGAACAUGUGGAACAACGUGAUCCGGUGGGAGUUCUCGCAUCCGACGCCGUUCAUCCGCACGCGCGAGUUCCUGUGGCAGGAGGGCCACUGCGCGUGGGCGAAGGCGGAGGACUGCGCGAAGGAGGUGCUGGACAUCCUGGAGUGCUACGCCGCGGUGUACGAGCAGCUGCUGGCGGUGCCUGUUGUGCGCGGCCGGAAGACGGACAAGGAGAAGUUCGCGGGCGGCUACUACACGACGACGGUGGAGACGUACGUGGAGGCCGUGGGCCGCGGGUGCCAAGGAGCGACGAGCCACAACCUCGGCCAGAACUUCGGCAAGAUGUUCGACAUCAAGUUCCAGGACCCGGAGAACAACGAGCAGACGCUGAUCCCGUGGCAGAACAGCUGGGGGCUGUCGACGCGCGUGAUUGGUGUGAUGAUCAUGGUGCACGGCGACAACCGCGGCAUGGUGAUGCCGCCGCGCGUCGCGUCGACGCAGGUGGUGAUCAUCCCCGUUGGGAUCACGAAGGACACGACGGAGGCGGCGCGCGAGGCGCUGCUGGGGAGCUGCCGGCGCCUGGAGGGCGAGCUGUGCGGGAGCGGCGUGCGUGCGAAGUGCGACCUGCGCGACAACUACAGCCCGGGGUGGCGGUUCAACCACUGGGAGGUGAAGGGCGUGCCGCUGCGCGUGGAGCUGGGGCCGAAGGAGCUGGCGGAGAGCAAGCUUGCGCUGACUGUGCGGUGCAGCGGGGAGAAGCGGUCGAUCGCGUGGGACGCGCAGACGCCGGCGGCUGUGGCUGCGCUGCUGGAGGACAUCCAGGCGCAGAUGUACAGCCGUGCGAAGGAGACGAUGGAGGCGCACCGCGUGCAGCUGACGGAGUGGUCGGCGUUCGUGCCGGCGCUGAACCGGAAGUGCGUGAUUCUGGCGCCGUGGUGCGGGUCGAUGGAGUGCGAGGACCAGGUGAAGAAGGACAGCGCGGAGGAGUCGAAGGCGGCGCAGGCGCAGGACGCGCGCGAGGACGCCCGUGCGCCGAGCAUGGGAGCGAAGACGCUCUGCAUCCCGUUUGCGCAGCCCGGCCCCGUGGAGGGCCACACAUGCAUCUGCAAGAGCUGCACGAAGCCUGCGACGACGUGGGUGCUGUUCGGGCGCAGCUACUAG